Messenger RNA from Culex pipiens pallens (northern house mosquito), 1366 nucleotides. RefSeq lists its product as uncharacterized. The coding region runs from base 333 to 1355 and encodes 340 amino acids. Lineage: Eukaryota; Metazoa; Arthropoda; Insecta; Diptera; Culicidae. The transcript has 4 exons. The record is from RefSeq and is a predicted model, not a curated record.
AGACGACGAUACAGUUCGAAUCGGGCCGUCCAUCACCGCGAUACCCAUUUCAGAUUGGGCCGGCACAGAUGAGCGCGAGUUCUGACGUGUGAUAUUUGUAAUUUGAAUUUUUAUUGAGACGGCUUUGACGUGAAUGUGAUUUAUUGCGAUUAAAUGCAGGAGUAAUCUUAGAUGAUGUGUCUAUUUGAUUGCACUAAAAGUUGAUUGAAAAAUAGGAAUCGUUAUCAGUGCCCUUAUCUUUCGUCGCUUUAAACGGUUAAUUUUGUGGAGAUAGUCAUUUGAAAUCAAUACUCUAAAAAACAUGUUUCGGUAGUUCAAGUGUCGUUUCAACCAUGUUCGGUGCCUUAGCUUAUCAACUGUGUAUCAUUGCAGUCAUUGUUUCUUGCACAGCUGCUGAUCUCGAUUUUGCUAAUCACGAUGACCAGUUUACAUGUGGUCAGUUCCAGUGCAAUGCGACUACGCAGAUUUGCGUGGAUAUGAUGUCGUGUGACUGUAGAUCAGGAUUCGAGCACAACCUGGAAGAUGGCCGGUGUCAUCUAUGUCCGAGCGAAGGUCACCCAUGCGUUAACUGCUGCCUAGGAGAAUCGAUCUGCUAUCGCGGAUAUUGCCAGCGCUGCUUCAGGGAUCAGAAUGGGGAUUGCAUUUCUCAGGACUCCCUGUUCUUCCUGACCGCGGCCCAGGUCGCAUUGGCAACAGCGAUGGUAAUCGGUAUCGCUGCACUUGCCACUCUGCUGUACAAAACUUUCCGCGCCAGGUCAAGCGCAAACAGCUCCAACAAUCAACAAACCCUCUCGAGCGACCUGCAGAACCGCUCCAGCCUGAGCCGAGUGUCGCUGACCUCGAUACAAAUACGAGUCCUGCGCCGGCUACGUGACCGGCCGCCAAAGUACGAAACUCGUCACAACUACGAGUUUCACCAACGGGAGCAGCAAACGCAAACCAACCCAACGCAAUCAGAGUCGGAACCGGUCACAAUCCGGAUAGGGGACCCACCACCCGCUUACGACGAGGACGUGACCUCGAUGGUGGACUUUCCGCCACCGUAUUCGGCCGAACUGCCCCAUCCGAACGCGAGAGUCGCCACUCUGACAGCCGAGUCAACGACCAACGCGCAAGGUUCGAGGGCUGACGAACCGCAGCAGGUCGAUAGCAAUCUAGUCAGUGGUGAAACAACUUCGACACCCGAACAGUGUGCCAGCAGUGGUGGGAACGGAAGUGAAACUUGUCCGUCGGGAAUUGUGAACACGGCGUUUGUGAGCGAUGAAGAACAGAGCGGGAUGGAGGCGAAAGGCGAAGAAGGCAAUGUCGAUAUUAGUGGCAAGGGUAAUGAUUCACAGAAGGUAAUACACGUGUGAGACUGCCAAAA